AUUGGGCUACUUUUGGAGUGUUGCCGCGGGUUGAAUUUUUUGUCCGCUGGUUCGGGUAGACCUAUUUUGCAUGCAAAUUACAUGAAUAUCUUUAAAUAAAAAUCCAUAUUUUAAAUGAAAUAAUUUAUUUAUACCCAAAUCCUACCAAACUGACUCCAGAUCAGCACGUACACACAUGGACAUGGACUUUAAAAGCAGUGUAUAUGGUUUGGCACGGGCAUAUUUUGAGUUCUGAUAUUGGGCUGGUUUUUGGGCUGGUUUUAUUGGGCUGGUUUGGGGCUGGUUUUGAUUGGCCAUUGGGCUGGUUUUGUCACACAGACCUGGCAACCCUGCUCCCAGUCGCAACUCCUGUGGUCGCUUCAUACGCCGCCGAGAUGGCAGGUGUGCGGAAAAAAUCUCCGGGUUCCCCGUCAGCACUGUGGGGGAAACUUCACACACUGUGGCAGGACAAACACACGGUCCUGUUCAAGACGGAGUACACGUUGCUGGUGGUUUCCGUUCUGUGGUUCCUGGAGAUCGGGAUCAACGUGUGGGUCAUACAGAAAGUAGCAUACACCGAGAUAGACUGGAAAGCCUACAUGGAUGAAGUAGAGGGAGUCAUCAAUGGUACCUACGACUACACCGAGCUUAAAGGAGACACCGGCCCGUUGGUGUACCCGGCUGGCUUUGUCUACAUCUUCACAGUUCUCUACUACAUUACCAGCCGUGGGGUGAACAUCCGUCUGGCGCAGUACAUAUUUGCUGCUUUCUACCUCAUCACACUGCUGCUCGUCUUCAGGAUAUACUGCCGCACGAAGAAGGUUCCUCCCUAUGUGUUCUUUUUUGUGUGCUGUGCCUCAUAUCGGAUCCACUCUAUCUUUGUGCUGCGUCUCUUUAAUGAUCCCGUGGCCAUGAUGCUGCUGUUUGCAGCUGUCAACCUCUUCAUGGAUGGACACUGGACUCUGGGCUGCGGCCUUUACAGUUUAGCAGUGUCUGUGAAGAUGAAUGUGCUCCUGUUUGCUCCGGGUCUACUUUUUCUCCUCCUAUCUGAGUUUGGUCUGAUCAGGACAAUUCCCAAACUUUCUCUGUGUGCAGUCAUACAGCUUUUGCUAGGUCUGCCUUUCCUCCUGGAGAAUCCCGUGGGUUAUAUGAGCCAGGCGUUUGAUCUCGGUCGUCAGUUUAUUUUCAAGUGGACGGUCAACUGGCGCUUCCUGCCAGAAUGGCUGUUCUUAAAUCGGUACUUCCACUUCCUCCUGCUGGCGGUCCACCUGCUAACUCUGCUGCUCUUUGCUAUCCGCCGUUGGAAGAGGCCGGGAGAAAGCCUCUUCGAUCUCCUCAAGGAGCCAAGCAAGAGGAAAACUCCUGCUCAAAAAAUCACUGUUGAUCAGAUGGUGCUCAUUCUGUUCAGCUCUAACUUCAUUGGCAUGUGCUUCAGUCGUUCGUUGCACUACCAGUUCUACGUCUGGUACUUCCACACGCUGCCUUUCCUGCUCUGGAGUGGAGGAGUCAAGAAGAUGGGCGACCUGCUCCGAGUUCUUAUCCUGGGUCUGAUCGAGCUUUCAUGGAAUACCUACCCCUCUACAGACGGCAGCUCCGCCGCCCUCCACAUCUGUCAUCUCAUCAUCCUCCUCUGUUUGUGGCUGGCUUCGCCUCUGCCGUCCGCCCCAGAAGAAACACAAGAACCUACACCCGUCAAGGACAAACGCCAGUGAGCCACAGCCUGAUCGGACCGGACGUCAUAUUUAAGUCCACCAGCCUCCUCUCUUGAGUGAGGCUAUGGGACAGAUGGUUUUACAAGUGAAUUCAAGGAGC
Pseudoliparis swirei is the source of this 1791-nucleotide messenger RNA. It is a transcript of the gene alg3, whose product is annotated as ALG3 alpha-1,3- mannosyltransferase. Gene Ontology annotation, molecular function: dol-P-Man:Man(5)GlcNAc(2)-PP-Dol alpha-1,3-mannosyltransferase activity. The record is from RefSeq and is a predicted model, not a curated record. Bases 204 to 1691 code for a protein of 495 amino acids. Lineage: Eukaryota; Metazoa; Chordata; Actinopteri; Perciformes; Liparidae. Gene Ontology annotation, cellular component: endoplasmic reticulum. The transcript is spliced from 9 exons.